AUGUCGUCGAAGAAAAUACGGGACCGUCCUUACAAACUGAACUGUGUCGGUGGUGGAAGGAUCAAGCAUGAAGACGGUGCGAAGAAAAUUCUCGUCUAUGGAUACUCUCAGGGAUACGGUCGAGCGGAUCACUCGGUAACCGUAGAUAUUCUCAAGAAGCAAUAUCCCGAUUACGACAUUACUUUCUCCGAUGAAGGUUACUGA
Messenger RNA from Ostertagia ostertagi, 204 nucleotides. Lineage: Eukaryota; Metazoa; Nematoda; Chromadorea; Rhabditida; Trichostrongylidae. The record is from the annotation of a GenBank genome assembly.